Molecule: messenger RNA, 1449 nt
Organism: Saccharomyces cerevisiae S288C
Lineage: Eukaryota; Fungi; Ascomycota; Saccharomycetes; Saccharomycetales; Saccharomycetaceae
Gene: DBP5
Product: ATP-dependent RNA helicase DBP5
Exons: 1
Coding region: 1-1449 (482 amino acids)
Biological process (GO): gene expression
Cellular component (GO): cytoplasm; nuclear pore; nuclear membrane
Molecular function (GO): ATP hydrolysis activity; ATP binding; nucleic acid binding
Source: RefSeq, marked reviewed
AUGAGUGAUACAAAGAGAGAUCCGGCCGAUUUACUAGCUUCUUUAAAGAUUGAUAAUGAGAAAGAGGAUACAAGUGAAGUUUCAACAAAAGAGACUGUUAAGUCCCAACCAGAAAAGACUGCUGAUUCGAUCAAGCCUGCAGAAAAAUUAGUUCCAAAAGUUGAGGAAAAAAAAACAAAACAGGAGGAUAGUAAUUUAAUCAGCUCAGAAUAUGAAGUUAAGGUCAAACUUGCUGAUAUCCAGGCUGACCCAAAUUCUCCAUUGUACAGUGCUAAAUCUUUUGAUGAAUUAGGAUUAGCACCAGAACUACUAAAGGGGAUAUAUGCUAUGAAAUUUCAAAAACCAUCCAAAAUUCAAGAAAGGGCGCUGCCAUUAUUAUUACAUAAUCCGCCUAGGAACAUGAUUGCUCAGUCUCAAUCAGGUACAGGUAAAACUGCCGCCUUUUCUUUAACGAUGCUAACAAGAGUAAACCCAGAAGACGCAUCUCCACAGGCAAUUUGCUUAGCCCCCUCCAGAGAACUGGCCAGACAAACACUAGAAGUCGUUCAGGAAAUGGGUAAGUUCACAAAAAUAACCAGUCAGUUAAUUGUUCCCGAUUCUUUUGAGAAAAACAAGCAAAUUAAUGCUCAAGUGAUUGUUGGUACGCCGGGCACUGUUCUUGACCUAAUGCGUAGAAAAUUGAUGCAGCUACAGAAAAUUAAAAUUUUUGUUUUGGAUGAAGCCGAUAACAUGUUGGAUCAGCAGGGUCUAGGUGACCAGUGUAUUCGUGUUAAGAGAUUUUUACCCAAGGAUACUCAACUUGUUUUGUUUAGUGCUACUUUUGCCGAUGCAGUUAGGCAGUACGCAAAGAAGAUCGUUCCAAAUGCUAAUACUUUAGAAUUACAAACAAAUGAAGUUAAUGUUGAUGCCAUCAAACAACUAUACAUGGACUGCAAAAACGAAGCAGAUAAGUUUGAUGUUUUAACUGAGCUAUAUGGUUUAAUGACAAUUGGAUCUUCCAUUAUUUUUGUUGCAACCAAAAAAACCGCAAACGUUUUAUAUGGGAAAUUGAAAAGUGAAGGUCAUGAAGUUUCUAUCUUGCAUGGUGAUUUACAGACACAAGAAAGAGACAGAUUAAUAGACGACUUCAGAGAGGGUAGAUCCAAAGUUUUGAUUACUACUAAUGUCCUGGCCCGUGGUAUUGAUAUUCCUACUGUCUCAAUGGUUGUCAACUAUGAUCUUCCAACGCUUGCUAACGGACAAGCAGAUCCAGCUACUUACAUUCACAGAAUCGGUAGAACCGGUAGAUUCGGCAGAAAAGGUGUUGCCAUUUCCUUUGUACAUGACAAAAAUUCUUUCAAUAUUUUAUCUGCAAUUCAGAAAUACUUCGGUGAUAUAGAAAUGACUCGUGUUCCAACGGAUGAUUGGGAUGAAGUCGAAAAAAUAGUUAAGAAAGUGUUAAAGGAUUAG